This is a messenger RNA of Andrographis paniculata, 506 nucleotides long. RefSeq names its product probable small nuclear ribonucleoprotein G. NCBI's taxonomy places the organism in Eukaryota, Viridiplantae, Streptophyta, Magnoliopsida, Lamiales, Acanthaceae. Gene Ontology annotation, biological process: spliceosomal snRNP assembly; mRNA splicing, via spliceosome. Gene Ontology annotation, molecular function: RNA binding. The transcript has 4 exons. The coding region runs from base 97 to 339 and encodes 80 amino acids. Gene Ontology annotation, cellular component: U4 snRNP; spliceosomal tri-snRNP complex; U12-type spliceosomal complex. The record is from RefSeq and is a predicted model, not a curated record.
UUCGCGCUAGGGCUUUUGUGUUCUCGAUCUCUGCUUUCGCUACUACCUUUAGGGUUUUAAAGAUUAUUGUUGUUCCUUCUGCUGUAGGAUUUCGCCAUGAGCAGAUCGGGGCAACCUCCGGAUCUCAAGAAGUACAUGGACAAGAAGCUACAAAUAAAGCUUAAUGCAAAUCGUAUGGUGGUUGGAACUCUUCGCGGUUUCGAUCAGUUUAUGAACCUGGUGGUGGACAACACUGUUGAAGUUAAUGGAACUGACAAAACUGACAUAGGCAUGGUGGUCAUCAGAGGAAACAGCGUGGUAACUGUUGAAGCCCUUGAGCCUGUUAACAGAGCUCAAUAAAAAUACUGUACUGUGAUUCGAUGCUAUCAGAUUUGUAGGGCUUAGUUGUAUUGAAUUGGACAAUUCUUGCUUUUUGAAGUAUCCUCAAAUCCCCGGUUGUACUAAAUUUUAUGACCCUGAGGUUUUGCUUAGUUAAAAAUAUUGAAUGUUGUUUUUUUUUUUUCAAA